Molecule: messenger RNA, 3636 nt
Organism: Epinephelus moara (kelp grouper)
Lineage: Eukaryota; Metazoa; Chordata; Actinopteri; Perciformes; Serranidae
Product: probable nuclear hormone receptor HR38
Exons: 7
Coding region: 144-1919 (591 amino acids)
Biological process (GO): cellular response to corticotropin-releasing hormone stimulus; regulation of transcription by RNA polymerase II
Cellular component (GO): transcription regulator complex; nucleus
Molecular function (GO): nuclear receptor activity; nuclear glucocorticoid receptor binding; RNA polymerase II cis-regulatory region sequence-specific DNA binding
Source: RefSeq, a predicted model, not a curated record
CGGUCUGACCCAGUAUGUGUGUGUGAACGUGUGUUUGAAUGAGUGUGUGUGCUGACAGCAGCUGGCAGAGGUGACAUUCAUCAGUUUCAGUCGUUUGGAAUAAAUGAAAAGCUUCAAAAUCCGGAUAUUUACUUGAACCAGCGAUGCCCUGUGUACAAACCCAGUAUGCAUCCUUGCCCCAUGACACCUACUUCAGCUCUGAGUUCUUGAAUCCUGACCUCAGUGCCAAACUGAUGAUGGACAUCAGUGGCCAAAAGGACCAGCUGUCUACAUCUUCAUUGCCCAGCAUCAACACCUUGGUGGGAAAUGGCUAUGUGGGGGAGUUUGAUGCUUAUUCCUGCAAGAUUACCACCUCUCCUCCGGCCUCUACAGUUUCAUUCAGCCACAACGCAGUAGCUGAAAGCUCCUGCCCUCAGAUGCAGAGCCAAGCUUUCAAGCUAGAUGAUCUCCAGGUGUAUGGCUGUUACCCAGGUUCCUUUGCGCUGAGCUGUCUUGAUGAAACGCUGUCUUCAUGUGGCUCCGACUACUAUGGCAGCCCGGUUUAUGCCGCUGCUUCCCCUCCAACAUCGGGCUUUCAGGCCCAGUCUGCACCUGUCUGGGAUUCCCCUUUCAGCCCCUACUCCUCAGCCCCCCCCUCCUCUGUGGCUGAUAAGACUGCCAUGGCCCAGCAGCUCUCCUUUUUCACCUUCAGCCCCACACCAGAGCAGCACUCCCCCCUGGGGCAGCAUCAGGAUGCUCAGCCAGGUCAUGAUGACCCUUUCUUCCUGCCUCCUCAGCAGCAUGUCUCUCCCCUUCAUUGCCCCCCCAUGUCCCUGGAGCAUGGACCCCUGGAGAGCCCCAGGAUAGUGGAGGGGACUAUGACAUCGCCUAAAACCCACAACCCAGGAUCCAGUGAGGGCCGCUGUGCAGUUUGUGGUGACAAUGCAUCAUGUCAGCACUAUGGAGUCCGCACCUGUGAGGGCUGCAAAGGUUUCUUCAAGCGAACUGUACAGAAAAAUGCAAAGUAUGUGUGCCUCGCCAAUAAAGACUGUCCUGUGGACAAGAGGAGGAGAAACCGGUGCCAGUUCUGCCGUUUCCAGAAAUGUCUCGCAGUGGGAAUGGUCAAAGAAGUUGUUCGCACAGACAGCCUCAAAGGUCGCCGGGGACGUCUGCCUUCCAAACCCAAGACUGUGGCCGAGGCUUCAUCAACAACCCCCAGUGUCAACAUCAUUGCCUCCCUUGUCAGGGCUCAUUUGGACUCAAACCCAACCAUUGGAAAGCUUGACUACUCUGAGUACCAGGAGACAGUGGACAACCUGAAAGAAAAGGAGGAUGCUAGUGAUAUCCAGCAGUUUUAUGAUCUGCUGACCGGUGCUUUGGAUGUGAUAAGAAGUUGGGCUGAAACCAUCCCGGGAUUCACAGACUUCUGCACAGAAGACCAAGAGCUGCUGCUUGAAUCUGCCUUUGUUGAGCUCUUCAUUCUGCGACUCGCAUACAGGUCAAAUCCUGAGAAGAACAAGCUGAUCUUCUGUAAUGGUGUGGUGCUCCACCGACUGCAGUGCGUUCGCAGUUUUGGUGACUGGAUUGACUCCAUCAUGGAUUUCUCGCAAAGCCUUCACCGCAUGAACUUAGACGUCUCAUUGUUUGCCUGCCUCGCAGCAUUAGUUAUCAUCACAGAUCGCCAUGGCCUCAAAGAGCCCAAACGGGUGGAAGACUUUCAGAGUCAUCUCAUCACUUGUUUAAGGGAACACGUGAACGGAAAUGGAUCAGAGCCGAGCCGGACCCAGCCCAACUAUCUUUCUCGUCUUCUAGGCAAACUCCCUGAACUGAGGACUCUAUGCACACAGGGCCUGCAGCGCAUCUUCUACCUGAAACUGGAGGACCUGGUCCCUCCUCCACCAAUAGUGGAGAAAAUCUUCAUGGAUACUCUGCCGUUCUGAAAAAAAUAAUAACACAAAUGUGUUAUUUGUAAAAAAGCACUUAAUGUGAGGUUCUAUCAUUGAACUCUACGGAUGAACCUCCUUCUGUCACACUGACUUGUGUACUGACGAAUGUCUGACAUGGUUCAAGAUUAUUUUUCUAACAUGGUACCUGUGUGAGUACCACAUAAAGAUUUAUUUCAGUUCAAGGAUACUGUCCCAGACAGAGCUGAGAUGGUGUUACAGUUCAGGACACAGUUUAUAUAUAUUUUUUGUGUGCAUUUGUAAAAUGAUUUUAUUGCUGUGCUCGAUGUGUGAAUGUUGUCCUGCUAUGCAGCUUGUAAGACAUGGAUAUCUGGGUAGAUGCAAUGCAGUGUUACAUACUCAGCUUUUUCUAAAAACAAAAGAAACACACUAAUCUCUUAAAAUGCAUGUUUUUAAAGUUGCUUUUGUUCCCACUAAGAAGCUGAGAUAAUAUAAUUUUUAGUAGAAAAGGGCAGGCAGAAUCACCUGUUUCUUUAAAGAACUGUGGAGUCCUAAUUUAAGAAAGGGAAAUACUAAGUUCUUUGAAUCACAAAAGAUAGUUUUAGUCCUAGUUGUGCUCCUGUGGAAGGUCUUGGACCAAAGUUUACUCUUAUUUUGAUACUACCACUUAAACCUUGUUGCCUUAAGCUAAACAAAAUGUUCUGCCAUAACUCUUGUGCUGCCAUUUUGCAACACCUUGUAAAGGCUGCUGCUGGCAGCGUUCCUGUUGAACUGCAUGUCCCUGUAACAACUUUACCCAAUACUUUUUGGGCUUUUGAGAACAAAAUGGACUUGCUGAAUGAAAAUGCAGUGCCUUUUAUAAAACCUCAGUCCUCGAACCAUAUUAAUUAAGUGACACUAAAUGAAUUUUCAUUCCAAAUAUCACACACAGCAAGACCCUGUUAUUACAGAUGUGAAAUUAUCUAUUUCAGUGUUACCAUCAAAAUUAAUUUUGUAUUGGAAUAUGAUUUCAGGUCUGUGCCAGCUUUUGUUAUGAAGUGCCUGAGGCAUGAGGUUGUUAAUUUAGAGAAUACAAUACUUGAACACACACUUCACAUUGCAAAACUAGGAAGAGAUCAAGUGAUGACAUGUGGUUUAGGAUCUAUAAGAACUAAAUCCUGUUCAUGUUCCUGAGGCAGUGAACUUUGUAACAGCAGCAGAGCCGUCCAGUUUUAGACUAAAUGAAGUCAAAGCACAUUUCAUGAGUCUCCUUGCAUCCACAAUUAGAUACAGUAUACCCCAUUCAAUGAUUUGUUUUUAACCCAACAAGUCAAGAAAAUCCACAUGCUUAAGCAGACAUUUUAUGUUCAACAUCAACUGGUUUCUUGUCUUUGGCUGCAAACACAUCACCCUGCAUGUGUUUGUAAAGCUCUCCUACUGUCUUCCACAUUCUUCUGAUUUCUGCAGUUUUUAUAUGUUGGAUUUAUUUUGUAUUUUCAUCUCAAAAUGAACUAAAGAAAUAUCUUAAGGAAUCACAGUGACGUGAUGAGAAGAUGAGCAGCUAAGAGCACUUCAAACAGUGUGAAAACAAGAUGAAGAACACAUUUUUUUCUUUAACUGUAUGUGUUUUGUUUGGGACAUGUGUGUGUGUGGACUUUGAAAAUACUGCCAGGGCUUUCGUAAAAUGGUGCAGAAGUGUUAAAAGCAUAGACUCUUUAUAUACAGUCUAUGGUUAAAAGACAGAAUAUUUGAUAUUAAAUCUUUUUUGAAAAUA